AUGAACAGCCAUCAUCCGACAAAGAGCUCUCAAUGGGAAAAAGUCUCCAAAUGGUGGGUUCUGAAAAAGCAAAAAGAUAAAUUUACCGAUCAUCAUCAUCAGCAGGCAACACAAAGCAGCAAUAACGGCAACAAAUUAAAUAGUAAUAAUAACGCUGCUAAUCGGAGAGCCCAAUUUCAGGCAUCGCGUGUGGUUGAGACGAUUGACACGCAACAAAAGGGGAAACCGAGGGCAAGUUCAGCUCCGUUGAAGGCACUUUCGUUCGACGACGGCGGCAAAGGGAACGUUAAUAAGGCAAAUAGGAAGUUUACGAGGCGACGUAGGGCGUUGAGGGAAUUUCAAGAGUGUGACGAAGACAGUGCAAACGAGAGUGUCGAAAACAAGCCUCGAACCGUCAAACAACAAAACGUCACUACCUCAUCAGCGGUAAAUGGAAGACCUCGAAGUGCAUCCAGCAAUGCGGGAGAAGUCGAAACAUUAGUUUCCUUACUCAGCUCCGGCGGCAGUGACUCCGAAAAAGAAGACAAAGAAGUUUCUUCGACAUCGCCCGGCAAAAAUUCACCAACUUCUGCACCCAUAAAAGCGGAUCCUUUGCCAAUUAUCAAGCACAAACCGCCGCCUUUGCGUAAAAUCGGAAAAUCCGUAUCUUUCCAAGAUGAUUCGUACGACGAUGUAACCAAUAACAACAACAACAACUCUCACAAAGAACUCAUGUCACUGCGUCAAAAUUCGGUGAAUCCAAUGCCGACUCGUGCACGGCAAUCGCGCCCCCAUAACGGACCAUUAUCAUCUAAUUCGCUAUUUUUGAAGGAACUCGAGACUCAGGCAAAUAUCCAAAAGCGUGAAUCGCCGCCUGUCGUUGCUUCAGUAGAGCCCGAAACGAAAUCCGACGUGAAAUCAGCUGCAAAAGAAGAACCUUUUCCGGAUAACGUUCAAACAGCGAAGGAACGCGAAUGUUAUCGUUUGUACCAAAAAAUGUCGAGCAUGGGAUUGAAUGUUUCGUUCGACACAGUUUUGCGAGGUAUGUUAACGCCCACAGAACUUCGUGUCAUCCAAAAGAAGAAGGAAUCAGAAUUGGCGCGUCAAGCUACGAUCGAUCAGGAACAACAGCAGCAGGAGGAAAAUGAGGAAAAAUGAAAGAAAGAAGCACAAAAACACAUGAAAAAGUAGCGAACAAAGCCAAAUAUUAUCAAACUCACCCCAAAUAGAGACGUAGAAAUGAUCACAAAAUCCGUAGUUGCGCUUCUAACAAAUCCAUCUUCCUUCAAUCAAGUCAGUUCCUCCAAAAAACGAACAAAAAUCUUCAUUUGAGU
Messenger RNA from Culicoides brevitarsis, 1313 nucleotides. RefSeq lists its product as uncharacterized. The transcript is spliced from 3 exons. The coding region runs from base 1 to 1137 and encodes 378 amino acids. The record is from RefSeq and is a predicted model, not a curated record. NCBI's taxonomy places the organism in Eukaryota, Metazoa, Arthropoda, Insecta, Diptera, Ceratopogonidae.